This is a messenger RNA of Clunio marinus, 255 nucleotides long. Lineage: Eukaryota; Metazoa; Arthropoda; Insecta; Diptera; Chironomidae. The record is from the annotation of a GenBank genome assembly.
AUGAAGCAAAUUCGAGAUUUCGUGUAUGAAAACUUAAUUCAAUGCAAAAAUAUGCAACGAUGCGUUGUGCAUUUAUGUUAUGUACAAUCAUAUGAAUAUGGUUUUCGAUACUUGAGAAAAUAUUCUGGAAAUGAUAAAUUCGAGCAUCACAUCCAAAUAGCAUUUAAUCUCAUGUCUGCGUUAUCAAAAUUAGAAGCUCUUUGUUUUUAUUUAACAAGUGAAAACAGGACGAAAAAUGAUUUCGAAAAGCUUUGA